Molecule: messenger RNA, 1319 nt
Organism: Daucus carota subsp. sativus
Lineage: Eukaryota; Viridiplantae; Streptophyta; Magnoliopsida; Apiales; Apiaceae
Product: glycosylinositol phosphorylceramide mannosyl transferase 1
Exons: 5
Coding region: 191-1186 (331 amino acids)
Cellular component (GO): membrane
Molecular function (GO): glycosyltransferase activity
Source: RefSeq, a predicted model, not a curated record
GACACCGUUCGCAACAAUGAAUAUUCAAACGCAUCUCAGAUCCAACGGUCAUAACGAUAAUUUCACGACAAACUAACGACAUUCACAGAUCACAAUAACCCUCUUCUCCAUCGCGCUCAGCAAUACUCGUUGACUCGCCACUGACUCAGUACCUCUAAUCGCUGAGUCAACUCGGUCCAGAUUAAUUUCAAUGAGAACGAGCAUGCUAAAUCGACGGACGGAACAGAGGUUCCGGCAACUAGCGAUCACAGCCGUUGGAUCAAUCAAGAUGAGGCUGAUUCUCGGUUGUUUUACGGUUGCGAUGCUCUUCGUGCUCGCGAACCGAACGCCGUCGUAUUUGGGAUGGGAUACAGAUCGCUCUUUUGCUCCUGAAUCUCCCGGUUCUACUUCUAGAAAAGGUUAUGCUUUAUUGAUAAACACAUGGAAAAGAAAUGAUCUUUUAAAGCAGUCCAUUUCUCAUUACACAUCAUGCCCGGGGCUUGAUUCAAUACAUAUAGUCUGGAGUGAACCUGAUGCUCCAUCAGAUUCACUUGUAAAAUUUCUUAAUCUUGUUAUUCAGUCCAAAGCUAAUAAUGGCCGACAAAUUGAGUUAAAGUUUGAUAUCAACAAGGAAGACAGUUUAAAUAAUAGAUUCAAGGAAAUUAAAGAUUUGAAGGCGGAUGCUGUGUUCUCUAUUGAUGACGACAUUAUCUUUCCUUGUUCUUCAGUAGAACUGGCUUACAGUGUUUGGCGAAGUGCUCCCGAUGCAAUGGUGGGGUUUGUACCGCGUAUACAUUGGAUUGAUCAAUCGAAAGGCAACGUGAACCAGUAUAUGUAUGGGGGCUGGUGGUCCGUCUGGUGGAUGGGUAGAUACAGUAUGGUACUCUCAAAGGCAGCCUUUUUUCACAAAAAGUAUCUGAGUUUGUAUACCAAUGAGAUGCCCUCAUCGAUCAGAGAAUACACCACCAAGAACAGGAACUGUGAGGAUAUUGCAAUGUCUUUCCUUGUAGCAAAUGCAACUGGUGCUCCCCCUAUAUGGGUUAAAGGUAAAAUAUAUGAAAUCGGUUCAACUGGAAUCAGUAGCAUAAGUGGUCACACUGAAAAGAGGACUCAGUGUGUUAAUAGAUUCGUUGCUGAGUAUGGCCAUAUGCCUCUGGUAUCAACAUCUGUGAAAGCUGUUGAUAGCCGGGAAACCUGGUUUUGGUGAUGACGGUCAUUUGACUUUGGUUUUAUGUGCCUUCUUUGUAAAACUAUUAUAAUUAAACAGUUAUUCGACUGGGUUUUCUUUUGUAGAAUAUGCUUUUUAUUUAUAAGUUAAAGAGGUAAUCUAGACUUUUGUA